Messenger RNA from Balaenoptera acutorostrata (minke whale), 9087 nucleotides. RefSeq names its product ArfGAP with dual PH domains 2 (gene ADAP2). Gene Ontology annotation, molecular function: GTPase activator activity; phosphatidylinositol bisphosphate binding. Gene Ontology annotation, cellular component: intracellular membrane-bounded organelle; plasma membrane. Gene Ontology annotation, biological process: positive regulation of GTPase activity. The transcript has 11 exons. Bases 99 to 1244 code for a protein of 381 amino acids. The record is from RefSeq and is a predicted model, not a curated record. Lineage: Eukaryota; Metazoa; Chordata; Mammalia; Artiodactyla; Balaenopteridae.
UUGCGUCCCACUCCACCUGAGGGCGAAGGUGCUGGCCAUGGGCGGCCGGAGGCCGGGGGGCGGCCGGACUGAGCCCUGCUGAGCCCGCGGGGCCGGCCAUGGGCGACCGCGAGCGCAACAAGAAGCGGCUGCUGGAGCUGCUGCAGGCGGCGGGCACUGGCAACGCGCACUGCGCCGACUGCGGGGCGGCGGAUCCCGACUGGGCCUCUUACAAGCUGGGCAUCUUCAUCUGUCUGAACUGCUCCGGAGUCCACCGCAACUUCCCAGACAUCAGCAAAGUGAAAUCUGUGAGACUUGACUUCUGGGACGACAAUAUUGUGGAGUUUAUGACCCACAACGGAAACCUCCGAGUGAAGGCCAAGUAUGAAGCCAGAGUCCCUGCUUUCUACUAUAUCCCCAAGGCCAGCGACUGCAUGGUCUUAAAGGAACAAUGGAUUCGAGCAAAGUAUGAGAGACAGGAGUUUACGGCUGAGGGGAAAACAAUCUCACCCCCAGGUAACCGAGAAGGGUUCCUAUGGAAGCGAGGAAGGGACAACGCACAGUUCCUGAGAAGGAGGUUUGUCCUCCUGGCAAGAGAAGGCCUCCUGAAGUACUACACUAAAGAAGAAGGUAAAGGGCCCAAAGCUGUCAUCAGCAUCAAGGACUUGAAUGCCACCUUCCAGACAGAGAAGAUAGGGAACCCCCAUGGGCUGCAGAUCACCUACCGAAGAGAGGGCCACGUCAGGAACCUGUUUGUGUAUCAUGAGAGUGGGAAGGAGAUAGUGGACUGGUUCAAUGCCCUCCGUGCAGCCCGUCUCCAAUACCUAAAAAUGGCCUUUCCUGAGCUCCCGGAGCCUGAGCUCGUGCCCCUCAUCACCAGGAACUACCUCAAGCAAGGCUUCAUGGAAAAGACUGGUCCAAAGCAGAGAGAGCCUUUCAGGAAAAGGUGGUUUGCCCUGGAUCCCCAGGAGCGGAGGCUGCUCUAUUACAAGAACCCGCUGGACGCCUUUGAGCAGGGCCAGGUAUUUCUCGGGAGCGAUGAGCAGGGGUACCAGGUGUAUGAAGACCUGCCUAAGGGCAUCCGAGGGAAUCGCUGGAAAGCCGGCAUCACCAUCGUCACCCCGCAGCGGAGGUUCAUCUUCACCUGCCCCAGCGAGAAGGAGCAGCGCGAAUGGAUGGAGAGUUUUCGGGAUGUCCUCUCCCGCCCCUUGACUCCCCUCAACCUCCUCACUGCAUCAACAGAGAGUGGCUACAGCAGCAGGUGACCCACUGGCCAGCCAGCGCACCUGGUGGGAAGGAGAAGUUUUCACCUUGGCCUUGGGGGCCCCGCAGGUGUGCCCCACAGUCGACAGCUAUCAGGGGCUGUGAACUCUGCCAAGACCGAAGCUUUGGCCUUUAUCUGCCGGCUCUCUGGGCUUCCCCGCUACCUAGCUCUGGGGGUCUGAUGAUCUGGUAAAUGUUCUCAGGGCCCAGGACAUCUGAAAUGAAGGCAUUGCAAUGGAAAGGCACCUACAGCAUCACACCAAGUGGCAUGCUUGCUGUAAACAAGAACAACAACAAUAAAAAGUUAAAUCUGAAUCUAACCAUGAGGAAACAAUCAGGCAAGUCCACAUUAGAGAAAUUCUGCGAAACAACUGGCUGGACUCUUUAAGAAUGUCAGUAUCAUGAAAGAUCAAGUAGUCUGGAAACUGUUCUAGUUUAGAGAAGACUAAAGAGACAUAGCGACAACAUGCAAUUCAUGAUUCUUGAUUGGAUCCUGGAUUUUAAAAAAACACUUAUAAAGGAAAUCAUUGAGAUAACUGGGGAUAUUUGAAUAUGGAUGGAUGUAUAUUAGCUAGUAAUAUUGUAGCAUUGUGAUGAUUAUGCUGUAUUUGUGUAGGAGAAUGCUCCUGAUCUUAGGGGAUAUGGGCUGAGGUGUUCAGGGGUAAAAUGUAAUCAUGUCUACAACUGACUUAAAUGGUUCAGCAAAAAAUGUGUACGUGUACAUAUAGAGUAUAUACAUAGAUAUAGUGUGUGUGCAUUUAUGUAUGGAAGACAGGAAGUCUGUGUGUAUACACACACACGCGCGUGCACGGGGAGAGAGAGAAAGCGGGCCACUGUGCAAAAUGUUAGCAACUGAUGAAUCUAGAUGAAGUAUAGCUGGAUGUUUAUUGUCCAAUUCAUGUAAAUUUUCUAUAGGUUUGAAAGUUUUCAAAUUUAAAAGUUGGGAAAAUUUUUUUUUUUUAAAUCCACUUUUCAGUCUUCAAAAGUAGUGGGUUUUCUACAUGAAUCGAAAAUGUUCCUGGGAGAGUUCUACCUUUGUGCACAUUUUAGAAGAAAUAAAAGCCCAGAUAAGGGCUUCCCUGGUGGCGCAGUGGUUGAGAAUCCUCCUGCCAAUGUAGGGCACAUGGGUUCUAGCCCUGGUCUGGGAAGAUCCCACAUGCCGUGGAGCAACUUAGCCCGUGCGCCACAGCUACUGAGCCUGUGCGCCUAGAGCCCGUGCUCUGCAACAAGAGAAGCCACCGCAAUGAGAAGCCCACACACCACAACAAAGAGUAGCCCCCGCUCGCCACAACUAGAGAAAGCCCAUGGGCAGCAAUGAAGACCCAGUGCAGCCAAAAAUAAAUACAUUAAAAAAAAAAAGCCCAGAUAAUACAAACAAACAAAAAAACCAAUGUCCCCAUUGACCAUCCACGCACUCUGGAAGGAAAGAAGGAAGCUGAGAAGGCAACUCAGCUGGACCCCAGGACAGAGAGCUAUCCAGCCCGAAUGCCGGGUCUGGCCCUGCCACUAAUGAGACUGCUGGAAAUCUCACUUCCCCACCUCUGUGCCUUGGUUUUUCUCUUUCAAAUGAGGAAGUUGUACUAACUACUGAAAUUCAAUGGAAGCAACAAGUAUUUUUGAGCACCUCCCAGGUGCCAGGCUGUGUGCCGAGCCCUGGGAACAGGCAGGAACCAGAUGAUGUGGUCUCCGCUGUCACAGAUUUCAGCCUGCUGGAAUGCAGCCUGUACAUGGGGCAGGACCAUGAGACCAGUAUUCCGAAAGGGGAAGUGGGGCUGCUGUGAGACGUGUGGCAAUACGGUUCACCCUAACUGAGGGGGAGAGGGGAGACUCCUUCCUCUCCAGGAAGUGACGUUGAAGUCAAAACCUUAAAUUGUUUAGAGGUUAGUCAAAGGGAAGAGGGCCAGGAAAACACUCUAGGUUGAGGGAAGAAAAUGUUCGAAGGCUCUCAGAUGGGAAAGAGGAACUGAAAGAAAUCUCAAGUGGCUGAAAUGUUAGAGAAAUAGAUCACCCAGGUCUCUGCUCUGUGAUUCUUUGUCCCUUCGAGUGACGUGGAGAAAGACAUUGAGUGUUUUCAUUUCAGUGGAGACCCAGAGGUUGGGAGGGUCUUUAAGACAGUCUCUGCUUUUUAUGGAAUUUUCCUUUGAUCCCCCAAUCAGAGGACAAUCAACGUCAUCGGGAUGUCUUUCCUGAGGCUUCCUGACUGCCCAGAUGAAGACGUGGUUGCUUCCUCUUCUGGCUCCUAAAGCACCUUGAAAAUGUUUUUCAGCACCUGCUGUGUUCUAUAUUAAGGGUCGAUCUACUUGUCUGCCUUUUUUUUUUUUUUAACACGACCCGUGAGCUCUGUUGACUGUACUCUGCUAAGUUCUGAGAAUGACAAAAUCAGUAAAGGCAUAGUUCCACCUUCAAGGAACUUAUAGUCCAGAGAGGAAGAAAGAGAAGUAAACAGGCAAUAACAAAACUACUUGAAGAGGCAAAUUGGCAUUCUUAGGAGUCCCUCAGCGGGGCAGAGAACAGACACAAGAGAUGGAGACAAAGUCCCAGUUAAAUGGAAUGUCUGGUUUUGGUUGGUUUCUGAGGCCUAGCUGAAUCUGUCUUUGGGUUUCCCAAGGAUACUUCUGUACUCUUACAUUAAAUCCUCUUCUCCCUUUUGACUUGUUAGUACAAGGAGAUUUCUGUUACUUGAAUCGGUCCUGACUAAUGAAGUUCUCCAAAAGAGGUAGUAUCUAUGCUGAGUCCUGUAGAAGGCACUUGGGUUGGGGUUGGGGGGGAGACAGAGUGUGUACAAAGGCCCAGAGACAAGAGAGAACAUGGCCUGUUCUGGAAAUUACAAAUAAUUGAAUAUGGCUAGAGCACAGAUCGCUGGGGGCAGGAGGGGGGUCAGCUUCCAAUAAUGGUGGAGUAGCUCAUAUCAGCACAGCCAUUCCACAGAUAACAAUUAGAAACUCUGUACAGACUAUAACAGAAAUUAUCUGGAGGCCUUGGAAAAUAACCUAAAUCAGUCAGAGAGGAGUUGGCACUAGGAAGCAAGGAAUGGCAAGGGUGAGUUUCUCAUUUUUUUGCUUUUCACCUGAUGGCAGGCCCCAGUCAGUGCCUCAGGGGACACUAAAUUCUGAUGGAAACCUGCAGUCGUACUGGUUGAAAAAUAGAGGACAGAGUUUAGGGCAACUUUAGCAGCAGGGAAGUCUUGGAGAAGAGGGCUACAGAAGGGGAGCCCUGAAUUCUAUUAUCUGCCUGCUCUCUGGAGGAACAUAACAGAAUCCAGAGGUUUGACAUUCAUAAUAUCAGGAUGCAACCCUAAAUUAGUAGACAUAUGAAGAAACAAGAAAAUAUGAAUUGUACUCAAGAGAAAAAAAUCAAUCAAUGGAAACUGAUUCCAAGAUGCCCCAGAUAUUGGAAUUAGGCAAGAAUUUUAAAGCAGCUAUUAUACCUAUGCUCAACAAGUAAAGGAAAAUAUGAUCAUAAUGAAUAUAUGGAUAUGAAAUUUCAAUGGAGAAAUAGAAACUAUGAAAAAGAACCAAAUGGAAAUUCUAGAACUAAAAAAUACAAUAUGUGAAAAAAAAAAUUCAGCUCAACAGUAAAUUGGAAAUGACUGAGAGUCAGUGAACUUGAAAAUAUAUCCAUGGUAAUUAUCCAAUCUGAAAAACAGGGUGAAGUAAAGGAUUGAAGAAGUAAAAAGAGAGGACUUCCCUGGCAGUGCAGUGGUUGGGACUCUGAGCUUCCACUGUAGGUGAUGUGGGUUUGAUCCCUGGUUGGGGAACUAAGAUCCCACAUGCCAUGUGGCAUGGCCGAAAAUUAAAAAAAAAAAAAAAAGAAGGGGCUUCCCUGGUGGCGCAGUGGUUGAGAAUCUGCCUGCCAAUGCAGGGGACACGGGUUCGAGCCCUGGUCUGGGAAGAUCCCACAUGCCACGGAGCAACUAAGCCCGUGAGCCACAACUACUGAGCCUGCGCGUCUGGAGCCUGUGCUCCGCAACAAGAGAGGCUGCGACAGUGAGAGGCCCGCGCACCGCGAUGAAGAGUGGCCCCCACUCGCCACAACUAGAGAAAGCCCUUGCACAGAAACGAAGACCCAACACAGCCAAAAAUAAAUAAAUAAAGUUAUUAAAAAAAAAAAAAAAAAGAAGAAGAAGUAAAAAGAAAACCUCAAAAGCUCUAAUAUACAUGUUAUUGGGGUCCCAGAAAGAGAGAAGAGAGAGGUAUUGGGACAGAAGAAAAUAUUCGAAAAUAUAUUGAUUGAAAUGUUAUUAACUUUGGUGAAAGACAUGCAGAGACUCAAGAAGCUUGGCAAACUUAAAGUAUUUAGAAUAAAUACAAAGAAAACUACAUUCAGGUACAUUACUGCCAAUCUGCUGAAGACCAAAGAUAAAGAACAGAUUUUGAAAGCAGCCAGAGAAAAACGAUACAUUACAUACAAGGAAAUGUUGUUUCUUAUCAGAAACAAAGAAAAAAAAAAAAUGAAUGGACUUCCCUGGUGGUUCAGUGGUCAAGACUCUGAGCUUCCACUGCAGGGGGCGCAUGUUUGAUCCCUGGUCCGGAAACUAAGAUCCCGCAUGCUGGGCGGGGCAGCCAAAAAAAAAAACCCCAACACAAAAACAAAACAGAAACAAAGGAGGCCAGAAGGUGGAAAGACCUCUUUAAAGCACUAAAAGAAAAAAAAAAAAAAAAAAAUCAGAACUCUAGAGAAAAUAUCUUUCAAGAAUAAAGGAUAUGUAGAUCUAUAUCUAUAUCUGUAGAGAGAGCAAACAAAAAAAAAACUUCAGAAAAAGAAUAAAGGCAAAAUAUCACUGAAUUGUACACUUAAAAAUGAUUAAAAUGGUAAACUGUUUAUAUUUUACCCCCCGAAAAAGUGCAAAAGGCAGAUUUUUUCUUAAAAAGGCAAACAAAAAAGAUAUUUCUGGAUAAAGAUAAUUGUACAUUUCUGACAGAACUGCAGUAUAAGAAAUACUAAAGAAAGUUCUUUGGGGUAAAAGAAAAUGAUACCAAACAGAAACUCUGAUCUUUAGGAAGCAAUAAAGUAUAAUAGAAAUGGUAAAGAUAUAAGUAAAUAUAAGACUGCCUAUUUAAAGCAAGAAUUACAUGUGUUAUGGUUUAUACCAUCUGUAGAGAUAAUGUAUAUGACAACUACAGCAUGAAGGCCUGGAGUAAAUGGAACUCUACACUUUCAAGCUUCUUAUAUUUUACAUGAAGUGGUACAAAAUUAGGUCUACGUAGAUUGUGAAAAUUCAAGGAUGUAUACUGUAAUCCUUAAAGCAACCACUAAACAUAUAAUGCAAAGAGGUAUAGCUAAAAAGCUAACAAGGAAAUUAAAACAGAAUUUUAAAAAGCAUUUGAUUAACCCAGAAGAAGGCAGGAAAGGAAGACAAAAUGAAUAUGAAAUAGAUGAGACAAACUGAAAAUAAAGAACAAAAGGGAGACCUUACCAUAUCAAUAAUUACAUUAAAUAUUAGUGGAUUAAACAGUUAAAUUAAAAUGCAAGAUUGUCAGAGUGGAUAAGGAAGCAUGACCCAAUUGCAUGAUGUUAAAAAGACAUUUUAAAUCUAAAGACAUAGAUAGAUUGAAGUUAUAAGUGUGGAAAAACAUAUACCAUGCAGACAGUAACAACAAGAAGGCUGGAGAGGCUAUACGGAGAUCAGAUAAAGUAUUUUUUCAAGACAAGGAGUAAUAUCAGAGAUAAAGAGUGAUGUUUCAUAACAAUAAAAGGUGUAAUUCAUCAAAAGACACAACAAUCAUAGAUGUGUAUGUGCCUAAUAAUACAGCUCCAAGGUAUGUGAAGCUGAAACGGACAAAAUUUAAGGGAGAAAUAGACAACCAUGAAUCAAAAAAGAAAUCACAUGGGAAAUUUAAAAGAUUUAUAACUGAAUGAUAAUAAAAAUACAUGUCAAAAUUGAAAUGAUGCAGCUAAAGCACUAAUUAAAGGGAAAGGCAUAAGAAUCAAUGACCUAUGGCUGUACGAAUAUGGUAACAGUAGCCACACGUUGCCAUUGAGGAUUGAAAUGUGAUUAAUACAACCAAGGAAAUGAAUUCUUAAUUUUACUUCAUUUUAUCUAAUUUAAAAUCAUUUAAAUUUAAAAUAAAAAACUGGGGGAGUUCCCUGGUGUCUAGUGGUUAGGAUUCUGCACUUUCACUGCCAUGGCCCAGGUUCAGUCCCUGGUCAGGGAACUGAGAUCCCGCAAGCUGUGCUAUGUGGCCAAAAUUUAAAAAAAAAAAAAAGUAAAAAAUAAAAUUAAAAACUGGAGCAGUGUAAGAUAUUUUUUCUUCAAACACAACUUAGUUGUUUUGGUAAGACGUAUAUUUUAAUUUAACCAUUGCAUUGCAUAAGAUAUUUAUUAUUUCAGUUGUGGAAAAAAAUUUAAUGAUGAGGAAAAGACUAAAAACUAAAUUUUAUAAAAAGUGAAGUAUCUUCAGUUAAGCUGCCAAACAAUUACCUGUAGAAUACGGUAUUUUUUCCUAAUAAUGUCAAAGAUCAGCUGAUUCAAAAUUUGAAAAAAUGCAGGCACUUUUCUUUAGUUUUAGGUGAGUUGUGUGAUACAAGACUAACAAUAAUUUGGGUAAGUUUUGUUUCAGAGGACUUUUAAAUUUAUGAGGAAGGGCUUCCCUGGUGGCGCAGUGGUUGAGAAUCUGUCUGCCAAUGCAGGGGACACGGGUUCGUGCCCUGGUCUGGGAAGAUCCCACAUGCCACGGAGCAACUGGGCCCGUGAUCCGCAAUUACUGAGCCUGCGCGUCUGGAGCCUGUGCUCCACAACAAGAGAGGCCGCGAUAGUGAGAGGCCCGCGCACCGCGAUGAAGAGUGGCCCCCGCUCGCCGCAACUAGAGAAAGCCCUCGCACAGAAAUGAAGACCCAACACAGCCAUAAAUAAAUAAAAAUAAAUAAAUAAAUUUAUGAGGAAAUAUCAAUCCACUGCCUAAAAAUCAAACUGAUGGUGUAGAUAUUUUUGAAUCUUUUACAUCUGUAAGAGAAGAAUUUCAGGUAGAUAUGGAAAACCUAAUUUUUAUUGUGACAGAUGGUUCUUUAGCUAUGUUAGGUCAAAAAUUCAAAUAUUGAAAUUUUAAAAUAAGAGACUGAUGAUUCUCUUAUGAUUUUGUUCCAUUUUAUGACACAAAGUAAAAAUAUUUAUGUUCAGUUUUCUGAAACAGACUAUGAAAACUGUCAUGGAUACAGUUGUUAAAAUUGUUCAGCAUGUACAUGAAAAUGCUAUGAAUCACUGCCAGUCUAUAGAACUGUUGAAAGAAAUGAAAAACAAUUCAGUGAUCUCAUAUUCUUUGCCAAUGCUUUUGGUUGAGUUCUGGAGUUUUACAAUUAUUUAGUGUACUCUUAAUUUCAACUCAAGAUUUUCUUGAAACCAAAGGAAUGCUUGCAAAAUUGUCGAUAAUCAAAAACCUAAGGCAGUGUGAUUAUGUUUUCUCACUGACAUCCCACUGCAUAUGAAUGAGCUAAUUUUGAAACUCUAAGGAAAGUUAAUUUGUGACUUAGCUAAGCAGUUACAAGAAUUUAUGUUGCUAUGAAAACAUUUAAUAAUACAAAUCACUAGUAACAAUUUUAUACACUUUUCUAACAUGAAUCAAUAUGCAGAACACUUUAAUUAUAAUCAGUAGUAACAUGUAAAUUGUCCAAAAAUACUAUAAGAAAAAUUUGCAGGACACUUUAUUGAUAUUGAAGUUGCUCUUAAAUUUAUGCACUAUCCCUUUGAAAUAAUACUGAGUUUACACUAGAGUUCAUGAAUUUAUUCAACUUGGAGAGGCACAGUUUUCAAACUAAUAUGCUUUUGCUUUAAAAGAGUUAAAUCAAUUUUCCCCAAAAGAUGAAACAGUUUCGUCAAUACAAUGUGAUAUUAAAUGGUUUGUUUUCUUA